AUGACGACCAAAGUGGAUUUGGCCCCGAAUGCGACCACCGAAAUCGAAUGGUCAUGGAGGCAGAUCGAUUGGUCCUACUCUAAAAUACUUCAGCUAUGUUCUUCUGUUCUUGGGAUAGUGGGUAACAUGUUGGUUAUAUUAGCCCUCCGGAAGCGACGCGCUGCUGGCCGUUCGACCGAUACCUUGAUGAGCGCUUUGGCCUAUGCGGACUUCUUGACGUCUAUCUUUAACAUCCCUGUGCCAUCCGCGGCAACAGUUCCGGACUCACCUCUGGGGCAGUUUUACUACAAGAUGACCCUACCAGGGUUUUUUCUCUUCGUUGCCUUCACAGCAUCAAGCUACAUCCUCAUGGCGAUAUCCAUAGAACGGUUCUUAGCUGUUGUCUACCCACUGCAGUUCAACCAACUCAUGGCCCGGAAGCAGAUGCUGUUCAUUUUGAUAUCCAUCAUCUGGAUCAUCUCCUUUCUGGUCUAUGGCAUCUUCAUCGCGACGGCGGUGAUCGCAAAUGCGGAGACCCACACAUGUACGCUGUACUUCCCCACCAAGGCCGCUAAGGUCACGCUCGGAUACUUCAUGUUCAUCUACCGCUUCGUCCUACCUGUCCUUGUGAUGCUGAUAACCCAGGUGUUCAUUGCCUGCAAGCUUCAUCGCCACUCUGUUCACUUCAAGGACCAGGGAGCCGUGUCCUUCCACAUCAAGGCUUGUAACCGCGUCCUCAAGCUCAUGGUCAUCGUCAUCAUCGUCUUUAUCAUCACCUGGGGCCCAGGCCAGUUCAGUUUCUUUCUCUUCACCAUCGGCGUCGUACCACCCACCUACAUCGGAGGUCCCUUGCACAAGCUCAUCAUCGUUUUCACCACCUAUAAUUCGUGCGUGAAUCCCGUUAUCUACAUCGUGUGGUUCCCAGAAUUUCGUAUGGCCCUGCGACAGCUCUUCUCGUGUAAGCCUUCGGCAGCAGCACACUCUGAGGAUGCAAAACUUGAAUCCAAAACUGAAUCGGUCCCUGUCUCCAGACACACCUCCAACAUGUCAAAUAAUAUUUAA
Messenger RNA from Strongylocentrotus purpuratus (purple sea urchin), 1041 nucleotides. Its product is annotated as allatostatin-A receptor-like. The transcript has a single exon. Gene Ontology annotation, biological process: G protein-coupled receptor signaling pathway. Gene Ontology annotation, cellular component: membrane. Bases 1 to 1041 code for a protein of 346 amino acids. Gene Ontology annotation, molecular function: G protein-coupled receptor activity. Lineage: Eukaryota; Metazoa; Echinodermata; Echinoidea; Camarodonta; Strongylocentrotidae. The record is from RefSeq and is a predicted model, not a curated record.